Molecule: messenger RNA, 2388 nt
Organism: Parascedosporium putredinis
Lineage: Eukaryota; Fungi; Ascomycota; Sordariomycetes; Microascales; Microascaceae
Source: the annotation of a GenBank genome assembly
AUGCGCUCCUCGAGGCCGGGGCGGGGAGACGGGCCCGCCGGAUCUCUUUUACGAAAGCCCCGCGGUGCCAUCGCCCGAAACUACACCGACAGUCGCGCCGGCGCAACCGACUGCUUCGAGGACUUACCCCAGGAUGUCGUGUACAAUGUACUGAUGCACCUUUCGACGGAAGGUCUCUCAGCCCUUCGUCUAGCGUCGAGAAGCAUCGCCUCCCGAAUCCACCCCUCGGAGUUACCGCAAGAGUACUGGGCGAGCCGGUUUUACCCAGGCUUCCAGUACGACAUGGCAUUCUACGCCGCCGCCUCCCCGGAGGACUGGGCCAUGGACAAGACGAGAGACUGGCGGCUGCUCUACGCCAUUCUGCGAAACAUCCUUUCCAACGACACCUCGCCGAACCUCAAGCAUAAGCGCAGUAUUUGGCGCUCGCUGCGGGAUGUGGCGGAGCCCCUGACGUGUCUGAUCAAGGCGGGCCGGGCUUCUUGGUGCGAUAAGCAGGCCGACCACGAGCCGGGCAACGACCCCGAAAGUCACGGCAUGGGGCCCGUGGCGCGAAUCCAUUGGACGAGGAGGAUAGAGGUGGGAGGGGACAUUCCGGAGUACCAGUUUGACGUCUAUGAAUGGGGACUGCUUACCAUUCCAGAGGAUGUCGAAGCUAGGUUUACAGUGUCUUUUGUCAGGUUUAACGGUUACACUUACAUCUCGGGGCUGGUGGUCGAGCAUCAAACUACUGGUGGCGGCGAUGGCCACGUUCAGACGAGCGGGUUGACCGCCACCGACGCACGGGAGAGCUUUUCCCUAGAUGCGGAAGAGCACGUAGUAGAGGUGCGCGUUUACAGCAAAGUCGAUGGAGUCGUGGGCCUCGAUUUCAUUCUCGCCAAUUCGGAACCCAGGUCGGUCGGCAUUCGCGACCUCUCGCAACCGGAAGUAGGCGUAGCACGCCUCAAGCCUAUCCCGGGAAACAAGGUGUGCGGGCUCGGAUUAGCAUUCGACGUUUGCCGCUGCAUAUCCGUUCGAAUUAUCGAAUCCCAGCUUUCCCUUGCUACCCCAGCCCCUCCGCGCUUCACCUCCCGACCACCGAACAACGUAUACCCCUUGUGGAGCCCGUGCCCACCGUCGCCCAGUUCUCGUAGGACGUGGGCGAAAGACCAAGUGCCCAAAGGCGGGAUCACGUCCUCCUUCUUGAAAUGUCUCGAAUUCGGCGGUCCCGACGGAUCGCGCCUCUCCUCGCUCAACCGAGUCUCCGUCCUCAUGGACCCGUCCACGAACCACAUCGCCGGUCUUUGCUUCCACUACAAUGACGGCUCGCAGCUCGGCGACAGGUCCUUUUGGAAACCCGAUUGCCUGCGUACCCUGAGCGACAGGCCGUGCCCCGAACUGUCUUUCGUCAUAGAUGGGAAGAGCGGAGAGCGCAUCACGGAGUUUCGGGCCUUGUCCGAUUUCGUGCCCUCGGAUAGCGUUCUCAAGCCCAUUCGUGGAUUAAAGAUUGUUACCAGUUUUGAUCGCAAGGCCCUGCUCCAGCCGUACGGACGAGAUAUGAAGCUUCCCAGCGGCACACCCGCCAUCCUCCAAGCACCGAGGGGAAAUAUCAUCAACGGCGUUGUGGCAGAGAUGUCCGCAAACCCGGGGGUCAUUAGCCGCCUCAGCAUCCUCUCGACUCGCGCCACCCUGGACCCCGCCCCAGAGUUUGCCGUACUCAGACCUCCUUCCCCAGCCAACGCCGGCGUAGAAGAGCCGAGCAUGGUACGGCUCGACAAUGUCAAGCGCAUCCGGUUCUCGAGGGGUGUGGUAGGAGGCGUACGCGGGCCACGCGACUUGUCCGGGCUGUGGUUCGAGUUCCACGGAUCAGGCGAAGAUACGGUCCUGGGGCACUGGAUUGAGGAGUGCGGCGCCAUCGACGUGGCGCCGGGAGAGUCCAUCUUGGAGCUCAAGGUGUACUUCGCGGCCCGGGAUCCCUCGCGUCCAGAGAUGGGUCGGCUUCGGGGAUUCGGUGUCUCGACCUCGCUGGGACGAUCCAAGGCGGUUCUUCACGCACAUGAUGGGCCGGACAAGGAGGUUCGGGUUUUCACCUGGAGAACGAGCCCAUACUAUAAAACUGUCGGACUACAUUGGAGUUACAGUUCCCUUUGGGACUUGCUACUCCCUCAGCAUGCUCCCUCACCUAUCUACCUCCACUUCCGUUUCCAAUUGGGCGGUGGCUACUACCGGGAAGUGCAAAGGUUCUUCUGGGAGGAAACUGGCGACUUGGGCCAGGCAGUGCGCAUUCGGGCAAUCACGUUGUAUCUCAAAGAAGAUCCACUUAACGCCAUUGGCGGCAUCCAGUGCGACUACGAGGGCGGGGUCACCAAGACGGUUGGUGAGUGUCGCGGCCGAUCUUUGCUAUCAACCUAG